This is a messenger RNA of Schizosaccharomyces octosporus yFS286, 714 nucleotides long. RefSeq names its product type II fatty acid synthase component. The record is from RefSeq and is a predicted model, not a curated record. Gene Ontology annotation, cellular component: mitochondrion. The coding region runs from base 144 to 482 and encodes 112 amino acids. Gene Ontology annotation, biological process: fatty acid biosynthetic process. NCBI's taxonomy places the organism in Eukaryota, Fungi, Ascomycota, Schizosaccharomycetes, Schizosaccharomycetales, Schizosaccharomycetaceae. Gene Ontology annotation, molecular function: acyl carrier activity; acyl binding. The transcript is spliced from 3 exons.
CGAAUUCGUUAUCUGUUCAUUGACGGAAGUGCUGCACUCAACUCAGUCGCAUUCAAGUUCUCUUCUUGUACCACCAAGAUUGAUUAACGCUACCAAAACACCAAUUUUGCAAAGUCAAACGCUUUCAAUUACAAUUUAGCAUAAUGUUCUCUCGUUUGGCUGCCUCUUUUAGACCUCUGGCCGUCGCCAGUCGUCCUAUGACCAAUUUGCGUCCUUUAAGAUUCUACAGCGUUGCUCGACCUGAUGCUGAGCAACGAAUUAUGAAGGUUGUUUCUUCUUUCGACAAGAUUCAAGAUCCUAAGAAGGUGACCCCUACUGCUUCUUUUUCCAAUGAUUUGGGAUUGGAUUCUUUAGAUGCCGUUGAAGUUGUGAUGGCUAUCGAAGAGGAAUUUAGCAUUCAAAUUCCAGACAAGGAUGCUGAUGAAAUCAUCUCUGUUUCUGAUGCUGUCAACUACAUUUCAAAGGCUGCUGAUGCCAAAUAAACAAAGAAAACAUGUUUUUUCCUGCCCCUUGAUUGUGCAGAGCGUGUUUAGGGUAUAAAAAAAGUCUAUAUCUCAUAACGGCCACUUUUUUCGUGGUGAUUUUUGUUGAGAACGAUUAUCUUGAAAGUUAAUUUUAUUCAUUUAUUGUGAAAGUUAGCAUCUCUUUACAGUUAGAAGCUUUGUUUUAGCUGUAUGGUUUGAUUUGUUAUGUAGCUAGUAUUUUACUACAGCA